UGAUAAUCAUCAUUCAUCACAGUCACCUCUCUCUCUCUCUCUCUCUCUCUAGAGUGUCAAUGGCAGAGAAGAACAGCCUUGUGAAUGUUCAUUCAAAGCUAACGGUGGUGUCAAGCAGGCCAAUAGGGCCGGGUAAGACCCACCAACUCUCUCCACUGGACCACGCCAUGGGUCGCCACAGCAUCCACAUAGUGUUUUACUACCGCACCAACCCCUUCCUUGACUGCUCCGACCUGGCCAGUCUCCGGGUCUCGCUCUCGGAGCUCCUCUGCUCCUACCCGCCGGUCACGGGUCGGUUGGCAGCCCAACAACCGGCGGAGGAUAGUCACGGUGGCGGUGGCGGUGACAACUACUGGGUGGUGAAGUGCAACGACGCUGGUGUUAGAAUGUUGAGGGCAAAGGUGGGGGCCACGCUUGAUGAGUGGCUCGGAUUUGGUAGUGGGUCCGAUGAGAGAGAUCUGACGGUGUGGGAGGAAAUGCCUGAUGAUCCAAGUAUAUGGUCGCCGUUUUGCAUCCAGAUAAGUGAUUUUGAAGGAGGAGGGCUAGCAAUAGGACUAAGCUGCAGCCACAUGCAUGCAGACCAAACUUCUGCAACACUGCUAGUCAAGUCAUGGGCUGAGCUCCAACGAGGCGAACCCAUUUCGCAACCUCCAGUCUUUCACCAGUUCCCAACACCAGAUUCGAAACCAUCUCCGAAAACCAAUACUAUGCUGUCGAAAUUUUACGCAAGCAAGCCCAAAGACCAUGUUCCUAAACGACAAAUGGCGACUGCCACUUUCAGAUUUCCCGACGCAAAGAUGAAGCAAUGCCUUUCUGAAAUCCAUAUGGAAUGCCCUGAUGCCACCCCAUUUGAUGUGCUAUUAGCGUUGUUUUGGACACGGGUGGUGAGAUUGAAUCCCCCUGUUGAACAAAACCAUAGUCAUUAUCUCACUAUUUGCAGAGACUCCAGGAAGCUCAUCCAUCCGCCUCUGCCUAUCGGGUAUUUUGGCAAUGCAUUACAUUUCUCACGACUGUCGUUGGAUACAGAAGCAUUACAGAGUUGGGGGUUGGAAUGCGUGGCGGGGAAAGUGCAUAACCAUGUGGCGAGUGUCGAAGAAGAAGAGCUGUGCUCGGUUAUGGAUUGUUUCGAACGGAAGAAAGGAGAGGAGCUGGAGCGAUACGAGCUACCGUUUGUGAUGUAUGGCCCUGAACUAACAUGCGUUAGCCUGGAACACAUGAUCAUUCCAGGCGGUCCCAAGGGGAGUACUACUACGUGUGAGUCGUUGAUGUAUGAAGCAAUGUUUAGGAAGGACGAGAAGCCAGUCCACGUGUCGUAUCAUGUUGGCAAUGUGGAAGGGGAAGGGUUAAUUACAGUCAUGCCCUCACCGGAAGGAGGUCUAGGUCGGACCGUGACAGUGACACUGCCAGUGGAUCAGAUUGCUAAGCUGUGCGAGGACGAAGCUGUGUUGGACUUGGACCCAACUAUGCUAAUGAACGGAAAAAGAUGAUGAUCCAUUCGGUUGCUGAAUUUCACUGAUUUCAUUUGUUUUCGGUCAAGUUUGUCGAUUUGUUUCCAUAGAAUUUUAUUUUCUGUUAUUUGUC
Rhododendron vialii is the source of this 1581-nucleotide messenger RNA. Its product is annotated as hydroxycinnamoyltransferase-like. Gene Ontology annotation, molecular function: acyltransferase activity, transferring groups other than amino-acyl groups. The record is from RefSeq and is a predicted model, not a curated record. The coding region runs from base 60 to 1487 and encodes 475 amino acids. The transcript is spliced from 2 exons. Lineage: Eukaryota; Viridiplantae; Streptophyta; Magnoliopsida; Ericales; Ericaceae.